UGACAAUCCGAAUUCUUUUUUGAGAUGUGACUCGUGAAUUCGGUUUAUGAAAGCAUGCUCAUGAUAUAUCAUCAUUAUCUGUAUUCCACAGUUUGAUCGCGUUUUUACGUCACUUCGCAAUCUUUUGUAAUUACCAAUUGUAACUGACGAAUAAAUAGAAUUUCAGACGAUGUUUACCAAUGAUUCAAUCGCUUUGAAAUGCGACAAAUAUGAUGAAUGUAGCAGUAAGUGGUUAGAAUGUCAAGAUAACAUAUACUGCAUACAAGAUUUCGUAGCUGAUUAUAUUCAAUACCGUGUUCGCAUGCGCGGAAAUCAUAGGACACCAAAUUUGAUACAGCCAUGUAGACAAGGUUGCGAGAAUGAUUUGAUUCGUUCUGUGGCUUUAAUUUUUGAGGAGAAACAUGAGGAAGAGCUCCAAAAAAUGGUGGAAAUGUUGUGCGAGAAUGAAAGUUUUUCGUUUAAUAGAUAUAUCGAAAUUAUGGAGCACUUCGUAUGUAUUCGCAAUGAAACACCGUCACAAAUGUCUUAUGGACGUCUGAUAGCACUGAUCGCAUUCACUGGACUGAUUGCUAUACGGUUAAUCGACAUGAAAUGUUUCACGGAAGUUUCAAUGAUUAUGUCAUACACUUCAAUAUUCUUGCAGAAAAGAAUUGCCUUGACAUGGCCACAUCAUAAGCGCUCUUGGAGUAAAUUUUUUGAUCUUGCAAGGACGAUAAUCAAAUUGAACAAAACAGAAGAAGCAGAGUCCAAAGUAGAAAGAAAUGAGUGGUGGUCAGCAAUUAGCAGAUUUGUUGUUUUUGGUGUUCUAAGCAUUGCCGUUUUCACAUUAUUUAAAUUUAUGCUUAGAACAUGA
Molecule: messenger RNA, 853 nt
Organism: Loa loa (African eye worm)
Lineage: Eukaryota; Metazoa; Nematoda; Chromadorea; Rhabditida; Onchocercidae
Product: apoptosis regulator protein
Exons: 4
Coding region: 170-853 (227 amino acids)
Biological process (GO): regulation of apoptotic process
Source: RefSeq, a predicted model, not a curated record